This is a messenger RNA of Perca flavescens (yellow perch), 1827 nucleotides long. It is a transcript of the gene mettl22, whose product is annotated as methyltransferase 22, Kin17 lysine. Gene Ontology annotation, biological process: protein methylation. Gene Ontology annotation, cellular component: nucleus. The record is from RefSeq and is a predicted model, not a curated record. NCBI's taxonomy places the organism in Eukaryota, Metazoa, Chordata, Actinopteri, Perciformes, Percidae. The transcript is spliced from 12 exons. Gene Ontology annotation, molecular function: protein methyltransferase activity. The coding region runs from base 130 to 1374 and encodes 414 amino acids.
CUUUCGAGGGUGCAUUAGCCAUGCUGAGUUCAAUGACAGUAGAAGGGGGUGUGUGUUCUGCAGCUGUUAUCGAUCAGGUUUUGGGAAGCCCUCUACUGCUCUACCCUUCCGUACCAUGCCUGAUCAGCCAUGGACCACAUCACGUUCCACCAUGAUACUGUGCUGUCAGACGUCCACAUGCUGCUGCCCAACGCGCGCCACCUGAUGACGCGCCUCAACGCUGUCGGACAGCCUGUGUUCAUCUCUAAAUUCAAGAUCCUGUCAGACGGUGACGAGCAUGGCAACGAGGUCCCGGGGCGGAGCUUAAAGGAGGAGGAGGAGGAGGAGGAGGGGGAAUACGAUGAACCAAGGGAAGACGCAGAACAAGACACAAAAGUCCCACGGGGAACUGCUGGAGAGGAAGGGGAGGAAAGAGAGGAAGGGGAGGAAGAAGAGGAAGGCGGGGAAGGAAAGGUGGAAGCCUUUUUGGAUGAGGACGGAGACCUGGACAUCACACAUCGGCCCAGGAAACCCCCUAAGGAGACUAGUGGCCGAGACCUGGUCUGUCCCAUCAUUAUCCAACGGUCUAACCCUGUGCUAGAAGAAGAAGAAGAAGAAGAGGAGGACAGUACGGAGGAUGAAGCCGAUAAAUCCUUCAACGACAUUAUAAAGAUUGAGCACACUAUGGCCACGACCCUGGAGGACGUCGGCAAACAGGUGUGGCGAGGGGCGUUUCUCUUGGCCGACUUCAUCCUCUCCGAGCCGCUCACGUUCAGAGGAGCUACAGUCUUAGAACUGGGCGCGGGAACGGGCUUAACCAGCAUCGUCAUGGCAACCAUAGCCAAAACGGUCUACUGCACAGAUGUGGGAGAAGACCUUCUAGGCAUGUGCAAGAGAAAUGUAACAUUAAAUAGACACAUGAUUGAGCCUGCAGGUGGUGAUGUCAGAGUGAGACAGUUGGAUUGGCUCCAGCAUGACCUUUGUACAGAUGAUGACGUGGAAUUUAGGUGGACAGAGGAGGAAGUAGCAGAUCUGUACAACAACACUAAUAUCAUCAUUGCUGCUGAUGUUUGCUACGAUGAUGAUCUGACGGAUGGCUUUUUCCGAACACUGUACCGACUCUGCAGUAACUUUCCGCACACGUGCACGGUCUUCAUCUCCAUAGAGAAAAGGAUGAACUUCACCCUGCGACACAUGGAUGUUUCCUGCGACGCCUACAACCAUUUCAGACACUGUCUGUCCCAGCUCCAGGACCUGGAGGAUGGACGAUGCGGCUUCAGAGUGCAACAGCUCCCAUCCACCUGCGCACAGUUUCUUCUGUAUGAACGCAUAGAGCAACUGGAGCUGUGGAAGGUCACCACCACUCCACUUCCACUGGAACCAAGCACAGUCUGAUUCGGAGCCGUUUUUAUCUUGACCUGGACUGACGUCUGACCAGUGCAAACGCUAAACUCUCCCCAGAAGUGACCCCAGCUCUUACAUAAGCACCUAUAUAAGUUAGUAAAUUCAAGACAGAAACAGGCUAUUUAUUUGACAUAACGAGUUCAUCAGAGAGUUUAAAAAAAUGUUGCGUGCGUCGAUGUAGAAUGAUAGAUUUUUGGUACCUGAUUCAUGCGUUCUGACAUGAUUAACUAGUUUUGUAGUUGGGGGGGGCAACUUGGGGUUCAGCGUUUUGCUCAAGGACAAGGAACCGCCAACCUUUUGAUUAAAGAACGAGUCACUCUACCUUCUGAGCUGCAGAUGCUACCAAAAAGAGGUGUGUGUGUGUGUGUGUGUGCGUGCGUGUGUGUAGAUGUUUGUAUGUCUGAUAAGAAACAAGGUCAAAUAAAAUAUUGCUGUACAACAAUG